Camelus dromedarius (Arabian camel) is the source of this 7702-nucleotide messenger RNA. RefSeq names its product katanin catalytic subunit A1 like 1 (gene KATNAL1). NCBI's taxonomy places the organism in Eukaryota, Metazoa, Chordata, Mammalia, Artiodactyla, Camelidae. Bases 152 to 1624 code for a protein of 490 amino acids. The transcript has 11 exons. Gene Ontology annotation, biological process: microtubule severing. The record is from RefSeq and is a predicted model, not a curated record. Gene Ontology annotation, molecular function: microtubule binding; ATP binding; ATP hydrolysis activity. Gene Ontology annotation, cellular component: microtubule cytoskeleton; microtubule.
AAGCCCGGCGGCCCCGUCCGCUGGGAAAGACCGAUAAACUUUGAGUGGACCCGGAGAGAAGACAAUCUCUCUCUUUGUGCUGAGGGGGCUCCGGGGUGGUCGCGGACCUGGGCUCUGAGCGUUGGGAAGGGGAAGUGGAGGUCUCUGAAAGAUGAAUUUGGCUGAAAUUUGUGACAACGCAAAGAAAGGAAGAGAAUACGCACUUCUUGGAAAUUAUGACUCAUCGAUGGUAUAUUACCAGGGGGUGAUACAGCAGAUUCAGAGACACUGCCAGUCCGUCAGAGACCCAGCUGUCAAAGGCAAAUGGCAGCAGGUUCGACAGGAAUUAUUGGAAGAAUAUGAGCAAGUUAAAAGUAUUGUCAGCACUUUGGAAAGUUUUAAAAUCGACAGACCCCCAGAUUUCCCUGUGUCCUGUCAAGAUGAACCAUUUAGAGAUCCUGCUGUCUGGCCACCCCCUGUACCUGCAGAACACAGAGCUCCACCUCAGAUAAGGCGUCCUAAUCGGGAAGUAAGACCGCUGAGGAAAGAAAUGCCCGGAGGAGGAGGCCGGGGACCCGUGGGCCGAGCACAUCCCAUAUCGAAGAGUGAGAGGCCCUCUGCGAGUAGGGACAAGGAGUGCAGAGCGAGAGGGAGAGACGACAAGGGAAGGAAAAAUACGCAAGAUGGUACAAGUGAUGGUGAAAUUCCAAAAUUUGAUGGUGCUGCAUAUGAUAAGGAUCUGGUGGAAGCCCUUGAGAGAGACAUCGUAUCUAGGAAUCCAAGCAUUCAUUGGGACGACAUAGCAGAUCUGGAAGAAGCUAAGAAGCUGCUAAGGGAGGCUGUUGUUCUUCCCAUGUGGAUGCCUGACUUUUUCAAAGGGAUUAGAAGGCCAUGGAAGGGUGUGCUGAUGGUUGGGCCCCCAGGCACUGGUAAGACCAUGCUCGCUAAAGCCGUCGCCACCGAGUGUGGCACAACGUUCUUCAACGUCUCCUCAUCCACCCUGACGUCUAAAUAUAGAGGUGAAUCCGAGAAGUUAGUUCGUCUCUUGUUUGAAAUGGCUAGAUUUUAUGCCCCUACCACGAUCUUCAUUGAUGAGAUAGAUUCUAUCUGCAGUCGAAGAGGAACCUCUGAUGAACACGAGGCAAGUCGCAGAGUCAAGUCUGAACUGCUCAUUCAGAUGGAUGGAGUCGGAGGAGCUUUAGAGAACGACGAUCCCUCCAAAAUGGUUAUGGUCCUGGCCGCUACUAACUUCCCGUGGGACAUCGAUGAAGCUUUGCGCAGGAGGUUAGAGAAAAGGAUAUACAUACCUCUCCCUACAGCAAAAGGAAGAACUGAGCUUCUGAAAAUCAAUCUUCGUGAGGUUGAGUUGGAUCCUGAUAUUCAGCUGGAAGACAUAGCAGAGAAGAUUGAGGGCUAUUCUGGUGCUGAUAUAACUAAUGUUUGCAGGGAUGCCUCUUUAAUGGCAAUGAGACGGCGAAUCAAUGGCUUAAGUCCAGAAGAGAUCCGUGCCCUUUCUAAAGAGGAGCUUCAGAUGCCUGUUACCAAAGGAGACUUUGAAUUGGCUCUUAAGAAAAUUGCUAAGUCUGUCUCUGCUGCAGACUUGGAGAAGUAUGAAAAGUGGAUGGUUGAAUUUGGAUCUGCUUGAAUUUCUGUCAGCUCUUUCAUUUCUGGUAUUUUUGUUUAUAAGAUGUGAAGAAAUUCCAGCAAUUUAAAAAAAAAACAGGUUUGAAACUUUUCAUUGGAGAGAUUUUGCUCUUAAAGGAAAAGAAAUCUAAAACUGCAAAGAAUAUAAAUGUAGUUGAAAAAUAAGAAAAGCUUACAUGGAGAGCCUGAUGCCCACACACCCAUGCAGCCCAUUGCACACCAGCCAGAGUGUCAGGGAGGCUGCAGGAAGUGAUCAGUGUGCUGUUGUAGGAACUUGUUUACAGAAAAUUUACAAGGACCUCUGUUUCUCACUCGCAUUUGAUGCUUUUUGGUUUCUCCCCUUUCUUUGCUCUGAGCACGAGGGACCUAUUAUCUGUUGACUUUUAACAGCCAAACUGGGUUUGUGUCAAUUCAUUAUUUGCUGUUAUGAGUGAUGGUUUUGGAUUAAAUAAUGAAUCUGCUAGUUAAACCUUUAGAAUUUUACUAUUACUGUUAGAGUCUAUUAUAUAGUUUGAAUUCUCACCUUUCCUUCCCUUACCAUUUCUUUUAUUAGCUAUUUAAUCACUUACUAAGCUUCAUAGGGGAGUAUCCUCAUGUUUGUGGUUUUUGAAUCAUUUUGCCAGGUGGCUUCUCUGGCCUUUUUGCUGGCACCUCUUACAUUUCAUACUGGAAUGGUGGGAAGAAUACUCUGAUUGCAUAAGACGCUCUUCUUCAUUCUAGACUUUGAGUGUUUGCACUUUUCUUUCAGUAUGUUCAACAGAUAAACCCUUUAUUUUUCUCAGCUCCAGCGUUGUUUGUUUUCUGCUGAAUUUGCCUUUCAUAUUCUAAAUAAAUGCUUCGGUAUUCUAAACAAGUCCACUCUCUUGUGGCUAAUGGAAAACAAACAACACAAAAUCUUUAUGGUUUUGUAGACAGCUUGUUUAUUAACAGAGUAACGUCGUGCAUAAUGAACGAUGUUCAGUUGAAAACUUAAAAAUUAUUCCUUGUCUAGAUUGAGAGCUUGUACACACACUAAGAUGAGGUUAGAAAUCUGACGUGCUCACUCAGUCCCGCGGGAAUGAGACAGCAGGGAGAGGCCAGAAGAGGGGAGGCCGUGGAUCUCAUCACGAGCGGAGUAGCCUAGUGUUAGUUUUUAAAAAUUACAUUUGUCCUAUUUUGUUGGGCAGCCUAUGCUUUAAUAGUCAAGCUUUAAAAAUUUAUACUUGAUGAUAUCCUGAGUUUUCAAUUUUGGAGAGCACCUAUUGGUUUAAAACUAAAAAUAAUAUAGCUUUUUUGACACUUAGAAAAAAAACUCUUAGCAUCGUGCUUAAGAGAUUUUUCCCCCUACUAAGAACUAUGUAAUUUUUAGAUAAGUCUGACUCUAGACUGCAGUAUUCAUCUAAUGCUAUAAGUUGCCCACCUCUUCCUCUGAGGCAUAGAUUAUGAGUUAAAAUCAUAACGUAUCAUGAUUUUAUUUUAACUGAAUUAGUUCAUCUUAAAACUUGAAGUGAGACGUUUCCUUUUAUUCAUGAACUUUUAAUAAAGAAAGAAAUAACCCCACUGAGAUAAUCUUGCAAAUUAUUGCCUGAAUUCAGUAACUUAUUUUUUUCCUGAAGUCCUAGGGGCAAUUGUUAAAACCUUAGUGUUUUGACUGUUAAAACUUGUUUGUAUAUUUUAGUUGAUUAGUUAGACCAUUUUUAAAAUUUUGUGUUAUUUGUCUUGGCUUACAUUUAGAAUUUUUUUCUGAAUUCAUGGAUAGUAACAUGGUAAUUAUGAUUUUUUAAAAAACUAGUUGAGCAGUAUUUGGACGCUGAAGGUUCCUGGGAGCUUAUCUUUAUUGAGUCAGGUGUGUUUUUAAAUUUCCCUUGUUUUCUCGUUUUGCUCUGUCCGUGGAUGGUGAAUGCUUUGUAAGUCUUAAAGGAUCCUGAGGAGACAGGAUCCUCAGGUGUUCUGUCCAACCUUUACUGUACAUUGUAUGUACGUUGUCUUCAUUGCGAGACUGUGUUGCCUUACCCAGAAUGAGAGACUUUUUGUGUUUUGUUUUGUUUUAUUUUUCCUGUUGCAUUAUCAAAUUAGAUUUGUUUCCAUUAAUUCAUCAGAAAACCUGAGUAUUUCAGGUUCUGCAACACAGUGAUGUUAGGACUGAGUUUUGUACACUUCUGGCAUGCAGCUACCUGAUGAGACAGUCCUGGGUUCAGCAGGCUCGUGUUGGUUGCUUACUGUGUGCACACCCCUCGCUGGGAGCUCUGUGGCUUACAGACUCGGCCCAGGCGGUGCAGUUCCGUCUGGGCACUUUCUGUAAUUAUGCUGUGUAGCUUCUGGCUCCAACUAAUGAAACGAGUUCAGAUCAUAAAUGAAAGGCACAGAAAUCUGUGGAUGCCUUGGAAAGAUAAUAUAUAAAUUUUUUCUCUUUUCUCUCUUUAAAUUUGCUUCAAAAUUAGAACUGCAUCCAUUUGCUUGAACAACAUAACUCUUAUGGAUCUGGCUAUUUUCAUGAACCGUUUUGGUCCUUUCCCAAGCUUCAUGUUUAUUGUAAACAUGUACAUGUGUAAUUAUGGCAAACAUGUAAACAUGUUACCUGUUUGCUGCAAAUAUUUUGCUUGCAUAAUCCUUUAUUUUUAAAAGGAAAUUAAUAUUAAUGAAAUGUACCAGACAAAUGGCUCGCUGAUGUAGGCUGAAGCCUAGUUCCAAGCAGAAAGUGGACGGUGGCAUCACAGACUUCAUCUCCUGGUCAGCGCAGUGUAGGCAUCCCAGAAUGACCACACACACUCCAGGCUUGGACCUCUACCUCCAGAAAUGCCAAGACGACUUGGAAGAGGUGACAGGUUGGCAGGCUAGCUGCUUCACUGGGGGCUUCGUCUGGCUCUUGAGAUUGCAGUUUUGAUGAUGUGAUAUUUGACUAUCAAAAAAUAGGCUGAAAUCAAGAAUUACUCAAAAAGUGAGCAAGCGUCUGAUGAAUCUCCUGUAAACAGACAUGGAGCUACACCAGGAAAAUGUGUGUAUCCAGCCCACAUUUGCAGUGUCAUUGUCACUCUUUCACUUUGCUACAUGUAGCCUGACUCUUUUGAACAUUUCAGAAUGAUUGAUACUGUAGGUUUUGAACAGCUUGAGUUUGUUUGAAUUCAGAGUUUCUGUAGACGCCGCUGAGUCCAUGACGAGAAUGGUAGACCAGCUGGCACAGUUGUUUCACUUCCCGGACCCUCAGGACGCUGAGAUGAAGUGAGGACUGAGGAAGGCGUUUCAUGCCAUGGGGUCUUCGGCUCCUUCUGCAUUGUCUUGAUGAAUGAGUCCUUUUGGCACAGUAGUAGAUUCCCACUCUUCCUUGUAUCUUAUUAAUGACAAGUCACCUUAGGAUGUUUCCUGUAUGAUAGGCAUAAAAUGUUAAGGAUAAUUGCUGGCCUUUUCCAAGAAAGGGCCACAUUAACUGUAUGAGGAAACAGUCAUAAUUGUUCUUUUAACAUUUGUUUUGUCUUCUGUUCCAUAACUGUUUUGAUUGUAUAGUAUUUUUUAUAUACCACUUAAUUUGUGAUGUACGUAAUAUUUAUGUGACUCUAAGAAUCUGUCACAAUGAGGAAGGGUAGGAAUUACCAUUGGAGGGUGUGCUGGGGGAUACAAAUAUUUAAACCCCAAAUGUUUUAUUCUCAUCUCCACUAAUCAUUUUUUUUUGCAGAAGAAGCUAAAAACUUGUAAUUACUGUGUUUACUUAUUUAUAUUUUUAAAUUAAGCUUUUCAAACUUAUUUAUUUAAUUUUUUAGGACAUUUGCUUUUAAUAUUGUUUUCUCUUGUGGAAACUGUAUGAAUAUUUAAAAAAUAAAGUCUCUAAGAUAACAGAUGUUUUUAAACAUUCACAAAUUAACAGUAAUUCUUUGAAUUUUUAUUAGGUUUUUUGGCUCCGGACAACUCUUUACUUUACUGACAUUUCUGAAUUUCCAGGUGACUUGUUAAUAAAAACAGGAGAAAUAGUCAGGUAAUGUCAUCCAGUUUAUUCUUUUUAUUUUACCUCUCUCGUUUCUCGGUUGACUUUAUUUUAUAUGUAUAGAUGUAACCUAGGUUCUGCCUUGUCACCAGCAGAGUGUAGGUUUCUGUCGCUUGGAAGUCACAACAGGCAGGGAGUUAAUACAGCCAUUCUCCUCCUGUGAAAGGACUCCCACUUGAUUUUCAAACCUGUAAAUGAGCUUCGGUUUUACGGCCUCUGAAAUGACUAAAUAUUGCCCUUUGGAAAACCUGAAUCUUUGCACACAGCAUUUCCAGAGUCUACUACCUCAGUUAACCAGGCUUAGUUUUAGGUGGGAAGGAAUUGAAACCAGACUGCAAUUCAGUUCAUCACCUAUGCAGGUUUGUUUGUUUAAGCGCUUCCUUCUCUCGUCUCUCACUAACUUUUUUUAAGGCUGCAAUUUUAAUUGAAAAUAUCUGUUGUUCUCCCUCGGGCAGAGCCCAGUGGUCCACGCUGAGCUCUGUAAAGUGUCUGAGCUGGUCUCCCCUGUUGUUGUAACCAGCUCCACCCAUUAGAUGUGCUUCAUUUCAAGGAGCAGUUUCAGACCCAGCACACCUCCUCCCGUUUUUUCAUAGCUUCAUUAAUGCAGACUCAUGGGACAGCAUUAAAAACCUUGGGACCUAACUGUUGCCUGUGUCCUUUCUCCAAGGACAUACAUACUUUGUGAAAACACACAGAGGUGGACGUGUGCCUGCUCACAUGGGUGCAGCAGCAGUGCAGUGGGAGUGGCCUCUGGUUCACACUGUGUAGACAGUGUCCAGCGAGACCACUGUGUGUUAUGAUGGUUUGUUUUUGCUAAGAUCUUUGUUUCAGUGUGUGCCUCCCAGUAUUUUGAACCUAAGUUGAAGAAAAAGAUGUUUCUAAAUUGUGUUUACUAACCAUGCUUUUCUUUACAUUUUGUGCGGCUACAUUGCUGGCCUCCUGAGCUUAGCUGUGUCUGUGCACAGGCUGUAAUUUGGUAAUAAAUUUCUAGAGUGUUGCGUGUCAGUGUUUUCUUUGCGGUUCAUGUUUGAUCUACAGUCGCUGGUCCACUUACUGCUGCCAGCUGGGAGUGUCAGACCCCUUCACUAGUGAGGGAUGGCUCUUUCCAGAGUUUUAGUUCUUAUAAAAUCACAUACUGUAACCCUGACCAAAAAUGUGUUUGCUGUGCAUUAUGCUAAUAAUUUCAAGGCUGAUGCAGGUAAGAUAAGCGUGGGUUUUCAAUGAAUUCUUCCUGGUUUAAUAAAUACCCCUGUCUCAUUUGUGUAGCCCCAUUGCAAAGUGGGUGUCCUGUAAGGGGAACUUUCCAGAUGACUGUGCCUUAUUUUAGGAACCCCCCCAAAAUGAUUUUUUUAAUUUAUAGACUAUUUUUUGAGCAGUUUUAGGUUUUCAGGAAAAUUAAACCUAUGUAUGAGGUGAGUUCUCACCUUCCUCCCCUCCCCCAUUUCCCCUUUUAUUAAUAUCUUGCUUUAGUGUGAUGUGCUUGUUUAUACUGUACCUGAGUCAGUAUUGAUACAUUAUUAUUGCUGAAGUCCAUGGUUUACAUCACAGUUCAUUGGGUUUGGAUAAAAGCAUCAUGUCCUGGAUCCACCAUUACAGCGUCAUACAGAAUAGUUCCACUGAUCCAGCAUCCCCACCGGCUCUGCCUCUUCAUCUCUGCCCCUCCUCCUAACUGCUGGCGACCUUUCUACUGUCCCCACGGUUUGCCUUUUCCAGAAUGUCAUUCAGUUGUAAUCACACAGUAUGUACCCUAUUUAGACAGGCUUAUUUCACUUAGCGAUAUGCAUUUAAGGUUCCUCCUUGUCUUCUUGUGGCUUGAUAGUUCAUUUCUUUUUUUUUUAAUUUACUUAUUCAUCAUUGUAUUGCUUAAUUAUUUGGCAGGGGGGGAUAAUUAGGUUUAUUUAUUUUUAGAGGAGGUACUGGGGAUUGAACCCAGGGCCUCAUGCCUGCUAAUAAGCAUGUGCUUUACCGCUUGCGCUGUACCCUCCCCCUAUAGUUCAUCUCCCUUUAUCAUGGAAUAAUGCCCCAUUAUACGGAUGUACCAGUUUGUUUACCCAUUCACCUACGGAAGGGCAUGUUGGUUGCGUCCAAGUUUCAGCAAUUAUGAAUAAAACUGCUGUAAACAUU